This is a messenger RNA of Paramuricea clavata, 4068 nucleotides long. The record is from the annotation of a GenBank genome assembly. Lineage: Eukaryota; Metazoa; Cnidaria; Anthozoa; Malacalcyonacea; Plexauridae.
AUGUGGUAUCACUCGCUAAAAACUAGACAAAGUGUCAAACGAAUUAAUACACGUAAUAGCAAUGGAACUGCAGUUGCUUUGGAAUAUAUUGAUAAGAAAGUUGAAGUCCAUCAUCUCUCGGUAUUAUUUUAAUAUUUUAUAAUUAUACCUCUAGAAUUAUGCCAAAUUAUGUCUUAGUCUAAACAGAAGAUGAACUGUCUAGGUGGACUUGCUCUGUAAGUCAUCUAAUCACCUAGUUCAUGCCUGAAGCCGGUGACCCGGCGUUGACUGUGCCUGCGGUUAGGGUUUAUGAGUCAGAAUACUACUCAUCACUGGUGCCACAGGCCGACAUGAUCAAGUGGUAUGUGAAGAAAGUUGACUCAAGUUCAACUUCCCUGGCAUGUCAGCAGCAAGAUGAGAUGUACUUCGUUGUGUCUAGUUGUGACAAUUUCUAAUAUGUGAAUGCUUUUCUGACACACCUGCAGCAUGCCGUAAGCUCAAUAUAUCCCACAAUACAUUGGGCAGGUGUGAAAAAAGAGUAUUGUCAAAAUACAAACAUUCAGGGUUUCACUCUCGCCAGCCUGUCAGUGGUAGUCAGACGUUGCCUAUUAGGCAGGCUAUCUUUCCUCUGCCCAAGUUUGUCCAGGAAGACUAUCCACGGUCUCCCCUGUCGAUUAAUUUGUUAAUUAUCCUUAAUUAUUUAGCGGGAAACAAGUCCUUUAGGCUUUGACGAAGGAACUUGUGUCAUAUUUGUCUCGCCUCAAGAUAGCUGCCUGAUGUUAAUUGCGGUAAACAUUUCUGCCAAAGGAAAAUCGACAUUUGAGUUUCGGGCGUGGGAACUCACAAGUGGUGGAGCAUUUGUUCAACGAGAUAUCUCAGUGAAGGAUAUUCUGGGUUCAUUUACUAAUGAUGGGAAAUCAAAGUAAGAUGAACUAAACUUAACCUAAUCUAACUGGAUAGCUUUAUCAGUUCAGUAAACUGUUCUUCCUAGAGGUCAGUAAGGAUCAUCUCUUAUUGAUCCAGUGUUACUACAGGAGGAAACCUAAACUAAACUAACUUUAUUUAUACUGGAUAGCUCUAUCAGUUCUAAACUGUUCUUCCUAGAGGUCCAGUAAGAAUAUCUCUUAUUGAUCCAGUGUUACUACAGGAGGAAACCUAAACUAAACUAACUUUAUUUAUACUGGAUAACUCUAUCAGUUCUAAACUGUUCUCCCUAGAGGUCCAGUAAGGGUGAUCAUCUCUUAUUGAUCCAGUGUUACUGCAGGAGGAAACCUAAACUAAACUAUAAUCUAUUAAAAAUAAUGGAAAGUUGUUUUAUUCUGAACUGUUCUUCCUAGAGGUACAGGAAGGGUCAUUCCUAGAAGGUUCAGUGUAACUACAUGAGGAAACCAGAGAAUCUGGAGAUGACAGGCAGUGUUUGAUAUUUAGAGUCAACUAGAAGCACUUUUCUCACAUGUGACUGAGAAUUAUAAUCAGACAAUAGAUAUUGCAGGAAUGGAACUCUCAGGUCACAGAGCUAGAUGAAAGACACAUAUAUAGAUGAUGUUAAGACAUGCCAUUCCUCUUCAGAGCUUUAUUAAGUCUGCCUGAAAGUAGCCAGCAUAAUAAUCAACAUGGCUUGAGAGCCGACGCCCUUGGUGAUGUCAUGGCUAUAGCUUUGGGAGUCAGCAUGAUAUAUAUUUGGAAAUGUACAAAGGUAAGUCGAAUAUGCACUUUUAACCUUUUAUGCAUUUCAACAUUGACUUAUAGAAUCCAUCAAUUCCCUUCCUCCAAAUUACUCUCUGGGAACCCAAUCAGAUCUCUUUCUUUUGAUGUAUAAUCAAGAGCCUAAUUUUUAAGAAGAGACCAAGUGAAAAUGGCUCUAAGAAUGAGAAUGAGUAAAUCAAUGAUAUCUGUACAUGUCCAUAACAAAAUAUGGCAUCUUUUAACCCCGGUUCCCACUGGCAAUUCUGUCCGCGAUUUUGUCCUUCUGACGGAUGCAAAUGAGUGAACUCGCACACAAAAGUAUAGAGUCGCUAUUCAGAAGUAAACAAUUCUAAGUCUUUUGCACGUCAUUCAUUCAAUCACAUUUACCAGGAGGAGAAAAAUUGCCAUCAUAAAUGCUAGCGUGAGCCAGCCUUCAGUGUACCAAAGUCUUGUGUUUUAUCUGUCAUAAUGAUGUGGUCAUUCUAGACGGAGAGUUUAAACUGUGAUAUUGUGACACAAGUCAGUUCUUCCAUGUCAGCAUUGGAUAUAAUUUUACUGCAGUCAUCAAAAGGUACAGUGGAAAUUGCUGCUUCAAUUAGUAGGUUUAGUGUACUGGGCCACACCUUAUUUGUGCAGUGUUAUACUACAGGAGGAAACCUAAACUGCAGUCAACUUACUUUCAGGCAGUUUUCCACAGUUGUUGGUUGGUGAAAGUGGUGGUAUACGAGUAUGGCAAGACACUGAAGGUGAGUUUGCUCAUGAAAUGGUAAGAGUGAAAAACAUAACAAUCUCAGACUUGUUAAUAAUUCAUGUGUAAAUUAGCCAACCAUAUUGCUUUAUUUUGCUCACAUGAUAAUACUGAAUAGUGAAUACCUAGUGAAGUAUGUUGUAAUAGUCCUUGGACUGGAUCGAAGUUAACUGAUUCAGUCCUAGGAUUGGAUGAAAAUUAAUUCACCUUACUUUGAGUUGUGAUUUAUUCGUAUGAGAUGUCAUUUCAAAUCCUCCAAUUCAGACUGGACUAGAUUUCAAGAGUCCUCGCAUUUUGAUCCUGUCCUCGGCUUUGCCUCGAACUUGAUCAAAUUACGUGGACUUGAAAUCCAGUCCAGCUAUAGUCGGAUUUGAAAUAUUACUUCAAAAGGUCUAGAAUGUUUGAUCAUUUUUUUAUUUUUUGUAUUUAGAAAUGGGAGAAUCUGAACCACUCUCUACGUUUAAAGACACCUUUUGUUCAGUACCAUCAUUUGAUGCGGGAACAAGCCUAGUCACAUGUCAAGGUAACUUGUUACAAAUUUAAAACAGUUUAAGCCGCCUUGGCUUGUGUUGGUCUGAACCACCUGAAAAAGAUCAGUAUCUCAAACGUUGGUCCAGUGUAGAUAGUAUAUAAUUCUACAAUAAGCUGUCGUGGUUUGUGUCUGAACUACCUGAAAAAGAUAUCUCAAACGUGGUGGUUCAGUGUAGGUAGUAUUCUACAAUAAGCUGUCGUGGUUUGUGUCGUCUUGAACCACCUGAAAGUAUCUCAAACGUGGUGGUCCAGUGUAGGUAGUAUUCUACAAUAAGCUGCCGUGGUUUGUGUCUGAACUACCUGAAAAAAAUAUCUCAAACGUGGUGGUCCAGUGUAGGUAGUAUUCUACAAUAAGCUGUCGUGGUUUGUGUCUGAACUACCUGAAAAAGAUAUCUCAAACGUGGUGGUCCAGUGUAGGUAGUAUUCUGCAAUAAGCUGUCGUGGUUUGUGUCUGAACUACUUGAAAAAGAUAUCUCAAACGUGGUGGUCCAGUGUAGUUAGUAUUCUGUAAUAAGCUGUCGUGGUUUGUGUCUGAACUACCUGAAAAAGAUAUCUCAAACGUGGAGGUCCAGUGUGCAGGUAGUAUUCUACAAUUGACCGGUUUCCGUGUUUGAAAUUUUCUAUUUUUUUAGACUUUCAACGAAUUCAUAAUGGUGCUUGUAUUUUUUCCAAUAAUAUUGGAAAUUUGUAUUUAUUUACGGCAUCGCGAGUCAUAAAUCUAAGACUGCCGGUGUCACACGGUGGGCAUGGGUUGUUUGCUGUCGAAAAUGUGGACGAAAAGUGUUCGAAAGGUCUGUAUUCGUGAAGCGUUAUGAUAUUAUAAUGAGGAAUAUUGCAGGAAUAGAACCCUAGCACUGACCAGUUGGUCACCAGCACCUAAUUUCUCUUCUAUGCUUUCAGCAACUUUGGCUGUCGUCACAAAAGGCCACACGAUAAAUCUGUACCAGUUAGAAGACGUUCAAAACCUGGCGCUAAAACCAGACAGUUGUCAAGAUUUGUCGUUCGUUCCUAACCAUGUUCUGUUUUCAACGCAGUCACUUGGGGCAAUCUCAUUCCUCAAUAAGGCAUCCCUGAUUGCCUGUUCUCCGUCAAGUCGGACACUCUCUAUGUGGGUUGGAGUAUGA